AUGUUCCUUUUUGUCUCCAGUUUGGUCCGGUCCAUUGUCCCCAGUGUGACGCUCUACACCACAGGGUCUCUGACAAUGGGUGCGACAGUGGAGGAGUUUGAGCAGGCGAAGAACAAAUUGUCAAGUCUAAAGAAAGACCCGGGGAAUGAGGUCAAACUGAAGAUCUACGCUCUCUUUAAGCAGGCCACUCAGGGUCCCUGCAGCACCCCCAAACCAGGGAUGCUGGACUUUGUGAACAAGGCCAAAUGGGACGCCUGGAAGUCUCUGGGCUCCACCUCUCAGGAUGAAGCUCGGCAACAGUACUGCGACCUGAUUGGCUCCCUGCUGGAAGCAGAGGGAGGAAGCUCCGCCCAGGUGGCUGUGACGCCCGCCGGUGGAGGGACGUACGAGACGCUGAUGGUCACUACAGAGGACAACAUCACUACCAUCAAACUGAACCGACCAGCCAAGAAAAACGCCAUCACAACGGAGAUGUACAACGAGAUCAUCGCAGCUCUGGAGCAGGCAGCUAAAGACGACUCUGUCCUCACCGUUUUCACUGGAGCUGGAGAUUAUUACUGCAGCGGGAACGACCUCACAAACUUCACCAAGAUCCCAGAGGGCGGGGUGGAGGCCAUGGCCCAACGUGGAGCAGACCUGCUCAGGAUGUACGUGCGGGCCUACAUCGACUUCCCCAAGCCACUGGUCGCCGUGGUGAACGGCCCAGCGGUCGGAGUGUCCGUCACUGUGUUGGGACUCUUCGAUCUGGUCUACGCCACAGAGAGGGCCACUUUCCACACCCCCUUCACCCAGCUGGGUCAGAGCGCCGAGGGCUGCUCCUCCUACAUCUUCCCCAAACUUAUGGGCGCCGCCAAGGCCAGUGAGAUGCUGCUGUUCAAUAAGAAGCUGACGGCGGUCCAGGCCUGUCAACUGGGUCUGGUCACCGAGGUGUUCCCCGAUAACAGCUUCCAGUCCGAGGUCUGGACCAGACUGAAGGCCUACGCCGAGCUGCCUCGCAACUCUCUGGCUCUGUCCAAACAACUGGUCCGCUCCGUGGACAAGGAGCGUCUGUACGCCGUGAACGACGCAGAGGUGCAGCGUCUGAUGGAGCGCUGGACGUCUGAUGAGUGCUUCAACGCCGUCAUGAGCUUCUUCCAGGCCAAGGCCAGGCUCUGAUGGAGCCCCAGGAGCCACGCGUGGACAUGUCCUCCAACAUCAUGCGUGGACAUGUCCUCUAACAUGUCCUCCAACAUCAAGCAUGGACAUGUCCUCCAACAUCAACCAUGGACAUGUCCUCCAACAUCAAGCGUGGACAUGUCCUCCAA
Nematolebias whitei (Rio pearlfish) is the source of this 1304-nucleotide messenger RNA. It is a transcript of the gene eci2, whose product is annotated as enoyl-CoA delta isomerase 2. Gene Ontology annotation, molecular function: fatty-acyl-CoA binding. The transcript is spliced from 10 exons. The record is from RefSeq and is a predicted model, not a curated record. The coding region runs from base 1 to 1155 and encodes 384 amino acids. NCBI's taxonomy places the organism in Eukaryota, Metazoa, Chordata, Actinopteri, Cyprinodontiformes, Rivulidae.